AAAUGGCGGGCGGUUCGGACGUGCCUUCUACGCUCUACUAGAAAAACGUUAUUUAAAGCCUUCUCUGGUGAACGAAYCCCUUCCAAGAACCUCAAGAAAGCAUAAAGGAUAAUUCUACAGCGAUCGGGAAAGUUUGGAUUAAAUCUGAAGCCAGAAUCACUGGGGAAUUUGAAAUCGUGCUGGAAGUCAUCUCAAAACCGCCCGCCAUCAUUUAUUGCAUCAUCCUUCCAACUUUGGCAUCUGAGUCAUCGAAAACCCGUGUGGGGACUGAUCAGGGGUAUAWAAGUGUCCCUCAUCACGUUGUUGGUAACAUACCAACAAUACAAGCCAAAGAAAACAAGAGACACAUUAUGGAUUGCAUUGAGUAUUAUAAAAAUUAUAACAAGAAAAAUCAUCUGGAAAUAGCAAAAGCGUGUCAACAGCGAAAAUAUUUAACGAACAAUACUGAUAMCCAUCACUGGGUUUAUAUUUAUAGUCAUCAAGGUAUUUUUCCUUGUCCUCAAGAAGAGAUAAACAAAGGGUAAAAGCUGAAUCCUGCUUUAGGAAUCAUAGAAUUAUUUAUCAAGAUUUUCCAAGAAGUUGGAGAAAAAAUUUCAGCCUUCAAGAUGUUGGGAUAUUUAAUGAAUGGAUUCCUACGCCUCCUGCUUCGAGUUUGGACUUUUGGACUGUUUCAUUUUCUGGAUAAUCGUUUAUUUUUGUGGAUAAAAGAUCUGGCAACUCCACGACUGUCUUACAAGAAAAUUCCUCACUAUAGUGAAGAAAGGAUAGAUACUAGAUUAUGUCUGUUAAAAACAAAUCAAAAUCCCUGGAAUAGCUUAAUGUUAUCAAGUUUAAGGACUUCCAAGAAGUUGCCGUAUAUCUUGGUGGCAAAGAUGAUGAUUGCUACUUCUAAAACAACUGAAAAGACUUUUAUUCCCAACAGUUAUCAAUCUGAUUGUUGUGCUCAAGAAUAUUUCAAAUUACAUAGCGUUUCUGAGGCAGCAGAAAUGGGGGACAAGAAUUUUAAGACUGAGGCAAUGUUUGAGGACAAUUAUUCUCUUCUUCCAAGAGAAAUUUUACCAUCUUCUCUUAACACAAAGAAACAAGACAUGGGUGUGCUAGAAGAGUGUAUUUUCAAAGAUUUUUAUCAUGGCCUUCUACAAAAAGAAAAAGAAAAGAUGGAUCUAUUGAAGCCAGACGAUUCAGCAUUGGCUAACUGUGAAAAACACUGCAGCAGUGCAGCAAGUAUUGAUUCAGGGUACCAGUCCUUUCCAUCCGUAGAAUCAGCUUACACCUGUAUUGAAGAAGAGGGCGUCACUUUGUAUGUGUCUGACUGUCGUUACAACAAAGAAGGAAAACUCAUUUGUAUGAGUGUUGGUUUUGGAGUUACCGAAGAUUCGACAACUUCUAGUGAUGCCUUAGUAUCCGAUAUUAGACUUUCAGAUGAAUUGGACUCUGAAUGUGAAAGCUCUGAUGAAGAAGAUUUCAUAGUUUUUGAUGCUGAUUCUUCAUGUGAAGAUGCUGACAUAUGCAGCUUUGAUGGCUUUGUUUUCGAAGGCACAGCAGAGGAAAUCUCUGUUGCUAUGUCUAUGAACACAUGCUGUCACUCUACAUUAGGAAUAAGAAUUGCUCAAACAUUACCAGACCCUUACCGUUGUUCUUGUGACGAAGUAGACUUUGGUGUUUUUCAGGAACACAAGAAAUCCCAGGACAAAAAAGACAUUGAGAGUACCGAGACAAGAACAAAUGAUUUAAGUAACAGCACAAGCAUUGUUCCAAAAAAGAAAAGAGUCCAGUUUCAAGUAGAUAAGCCCGAAGUUCAUGAAAUUAUCGCUUGGGAUUUUGCUUAUYGCCAAGCAAGAAUAGGACACUGGAAAAAUUAUGCAACAGAUAGAAUGCAAUUUCGAAGACGAAUCGAUCAAACUGCUAAAAUAAUAGAACCAGUACUGGAAAAGAAAAUAUUUCAAAUGAAUAUUUAAAAAUAUGCUUCUAAAAUAUAUUCUAUUUUUGUUAGAUUAAAGUUUAAAAUUGAACAGCUUUUUCUAUUACAAAUGAUGCUGAAAGGCCUAUGAUUCAUGAAAAUAGGUCCUAAACCUUUAAAAUUUUCAUUUAUGCACAAAAAAAAAUUGAGAAUCUUUUAGAAUACUCCUAGUAGUUUCAUCUUUAAUGCAGACAAAUAUUUCAAGAUAUACGUUUUUUUCUGAGAAUAACUUAAAAAACAUAUUUCUUGGAAAAAUAGGCCUUUAAAAACAUAUUUUACUAUAUUUACUGAUGCAAUUUCUGACAUAUAAAUAAUUUGCCAUAAAUUACUGAGGAACAAGUUUAGCAAGUUUAAUAUUCCGGCCUUUUAGAUAAACUUCAAGGUCAUUAAACAUGUUUUUAAUUAGCAGGAACUAUUCGUCUGCCCACACGAAUGCUAUUGAAAAAAUAAAAUGAAUUUUUUUUGAUUUACAAA
Actinia tenebrosa (Australian red waratah sea anemone) is the source of this 2434-nucleotide messenger RNA. RefSeq lists its product as uncharacterized. The record is from RefSeq and is a predicted model, not a curated record. Gene Ontology annotation, cellular component: protein phosphatase type 1 complex; endoplasmic reticulum. Gene Ontology annotation, biological process: response to endoplasmic reticulum stress. Gene Ontology annotation, molecular function: protein phosphatase regulator activity. Lineage: Eukaryota; Metazoa; Cnidaria; Anthozoa; Actiniaria; Actiniidae.